AGACGCAGAGGCGAGGCCGCCAGUCGAGGACGAGGAGGAGAUAACAUCAAGAUGCCGAAGACUGAGGAAACUGUGCUCCAGAAUGAUCCCAGUGUAGCAGAGAAUGGGGCCCCUGAGCCUAAAACACCAGGGCAGAGCCAGAAAAGCAAGAGUUUCUGUUUAGAUGACCAGUCUCCUGAUCUGAUAGAGACAGUUAAUGAAGUUUCCAAGCUGAGCAUUUCACAUGAAAUUGUAGUAAACCAAGAUUUCUAUGUGGAAGAGACCAUUUUGCCUCCAAACAGUGUAGAAGGCAGGUUUGCGGAGGCAAUGUACAAUGCUUUUUGGAACCAUCUGAAAGAACAGCUAUUGAGUACUCCUCCUGACUUCACUUGUGCCCUUGAACUUCUAAAAGAUGUUAAGGAGACCUUGCUAUCACUGCUAUUACCAUGGCAGAACCGCCUAAGAAAUGAGAUAGAAGAAGCUCUGGACACAGAUCUCCUCAAGCAGGAAGCAGAACAUGGGGCCCUGGAUGUCCCUCAUCUUUCUAACUACAUUCUCAAUUUGAUGGCUCUGCUAUGUGCACCGGUUCGAGAUGAAGCGAUACAGAAACUAGAGACCAUAAGAGAUCCAGUGCAGUUACUGAGGGGCAUCCUCCGUGUUCUGGGCCUAAUGAAAAUGGACAUGGUGAACUAUACCAUCCAGAGCUUUCGACCCUACCUGCAGGAACAUUCCAUCCAGUAUGAACAAGCUAAAUUCCAGGAACUCCUUGAUAAACAGCCCAGUCUCCUCGAUUAUACCACAAAAUGGCUAACCAAAGCAGCCACAGACAUCACUACACUAUGUCCGAGUUCUCCUGACUCACCUAGCUCCUCCUGCAGCAUGGUGUGUUCACUUCCAAGCGGGGCAGGUAACAAUUCAGAGCCCCCCAGUCCAACAAUGGUGCUAUACCAAGGUUACCUGAACCUCCUCCUCUGGGAUCUUGAAAACGUAGAAUUCCCAGAGACUCUGCUGAUGGACAGAAUCCGGCUCCAGGAACUGGCAUUCCAGUUGCACCAGUUAACUGUCCUGGCCUCAGUCUUGCUAGUGGCCAGAAGCUUCUCUGGUGAAGUUUUAUUCAGAUCACCUGAAUUUGUGGAUAGACUGAAAUGCACCACCAAGGCCCUAACUGAGGAAUUUAUCUCCAGGCCUGAAGAGACUAUGCUGAGUGUGAGUGAACAGGUGUCUCAGGAAGUCCAUCAAGGCCUUAAGGACAUGGGCCUCACUACUCUGAGCAGUGAAAACACAGCAUCUCUUCUAGGCCAACUCCAGAACAUCACCAAGAAAGAGAACUGCAUUCGUAGCAUUGUUGAUCAGUGGAUCCGUUUUUUUCUCAAAUGCUGUUUGCUUCAUGGCAUGCAGGAGUCUCUGCUACACUUUCCUGGAGGCCUCAUUCUCAUUGAAAAGGAGUUGGCAGAACUGGGCUGGAAGUUUCUCAAUCUGAUGCAUCAUAAUCAGCAGGUAUUUGGCCCAUACUAUGCUGAGAUCCUAAAACACAUCAUCCAUCCAGCUCAAGCACAAGAAACAGAUGUGGAGCCUAACUGAUAGUGCUGGACCCCAGCUAUGGCAACAGGGACUCAGGAGAGAGAGGUCAGCAUGUUUCUGGGAGGACAUCACCUGUGGUUAGUCGAACAGUCAGCCCUCUUCCUCGCUAUAGCCAGGACACAGGGAUGCAGGGGUCAAGCAUGUAAGCACCAACUGGCCCAAUCCCCUUCACUAAUAAACCUCUGAGCUGCAAGAAAA
This is a messenger RNA of Homo sapiens (human), 1758 nucleotides long. RefSeq names its product t-complex 11 family, X-linked 1 (gene TCP11X1). Bases 52 to 1560 code for a protein of 502 amino acids. NCBI's taxonomy places the organism in Eukaryota, Metazoa, Chordata, Mammalia, Primates, Hominidae. The record is from RefSeq and is marked validated. The transcript is spliced from 10 exons.